GGGAGAGCCCGAGCCUCCGAGGCGCCGACAGCGGCGGCCACCGGGCAGAGCCGGGCGCCGCGUGCAGAGCGAGCGCUGCGGGCGCGCGUUCCGGGCAGCCCCACGCCCCUGCCUCGCGCGCUGCCCGCGCCAUGAAGCACAUCCCAGUUCUCGAGGACGGGCCGUGGAAGACCGUGUGUGUAAAGGAGCUGAACGGCCUCAAGAAGCUCAAGCGGAAAGGCAAGGAGCCGGCGCGGCGUGCGAAUGGCUAUAAAACUUUCCGAUUGGACUUGGAAGCGCCCGAUCAAGGCGCCACUGCCACCAACGGGCUGCGGGACAGGACCCAGCGGCUGCAACCGGUCCCGGCCCCGGUGCCAGCCCCAGUGGCCCCGGCCAUUCCCUCAGGUGCGGGCCCGGACACCUCUGGGGAGCGCGGGGGCGCCCGGGCGCCGGAGGUCUUGGAUGCGCGGAAACGCGGCUUCGCCCUGAGCGCGGUGGGACCCCGACUGUCCACGCCGCCGCCGCCGCCGCCGCCCCCGCCAGCACCCCAGGGCCAGGUACCCGGGGGCCCGGAGGUACAGCCUUUCCGGGAACCCGGCCUGCGUCCCCGUAUCUUGCUGUGCGCACCGCCUGCCCGCCCCAUGCCUUCCGCACCCCCCGCGCCGCCGGAGACCUCGGUGCGCCCUGUGCCCCCUGCGCCCCCAGCGCGCCCCGGGGAAAGUUCCUACUCGUCAAUUUCACACGUAAUUUACAAUAACCACCCGGAUUCCUCCGCGUCGCCUAGGAAACGGCCGGGCGAAGCGACCGCCGCCUCCUCGGAGAUCAAAGCCCUGCAGCAGACCCGGAGGCUCCUGGCGAACGCCCGGGAGCGGACGCGGGUGCACACCAUCAGCGCAGCCUUCGAGGCGCUGCGCAAGCAGGUACCGUGUUACUCAUACGGGCAGAAGCUAUCCAAACUGGCCAUCCUGAGGAUUGCCUGUAACUACAUCCUGUCCCUGGCGCGGCUGGCUGACCUCGACUACAGUGCAGACCGCAGCAACCUCAGCUUCUCCGAGUGCGUGCAGCGCUGCACCCGCACCCUGCAGGCCGAGGGACGUGCCAAGAAGCGCAAGGUAUGUGCCAGCCACUCAGGAGUGACUGGCCCUGGCCUAGACCAAGGGCACUGCUGUGUGCCCUCUUGUCCGCAGAGCCUGAGGAUAAGGUGAGCUCACCAAGUCCAGCCUCAUCUUCUUCAAGAUGCCGCCCGAAACUCAGACCACUGCCUCUCAGGGUCAGACAGGAGCACGCCUGCCUCCCCCUCAGCCUCCGCCCUCCCCCAGCCACUCCACAGGACUUUGCACUUUGCCCUCGGCCUGGUGGGGAGGGGAGAGCUCAGCCUUCCUCUUGCCUGGGGCCCUAGGCCCAGCCUCCGGCUGCAGAAAUCCAUUGCCAAAGACACCGCAGAGACACUGAACAAAAUGGGUGAGAAAAACCCCACAGUGUUGCCCUAAGACUUUUGCUCCUCCUGUUGCCUGAGUUCCAUCUCAAGCCAAAGACGAGUCAGCAGCUCCACCAGAAACUCACAGAAAGGAUGGACAUUGGUGACCAUUAGAAGCACCUGACCUUCUGACCUGGACCUCUCUACACUGGACCCUGAGUUGGCUGGGUUCAGGAUAAGCCUCCUGGGGGCUGUGGUGCCGGGGGCUCCUGGAGGGAGUGGGAUCUGAGAUCCCGGCCCCCUUUGCUCCCUCCUAUUGGCUGCCCAGGUCUCUGACCCUGAUUCUCAGUGUUCCUUGGACCCAGGCUUCUUCUUGGGCCCUGAGCAUCAUGGGAAGGGCGUAAGGCGACCUCCGUAAGGGUUUUUGCUCCCCACCAGGCCACUCCUUGCCCGUGGCCCACCCUCCUUGCUGGGCGAACAGGAUGGCGCCCUGCUUGGAGGACAGUGUUCUCUAACCAGUUACGCAGGGGGCAGAGGGAGGAAGGGACCAGGGGAAUGGGCCAGUAUGUGGGGGAGUGGGGCAUGUUUAAAGCCAAGGCCUGCUCCUUUCUUUGCUCAAAAGGCCAAAGCUGUUCACGUCUGUGCUCAACCAUCUGCUUCAAAUUGAAGUAAAAGUCCCAACAUGUAAAGAAAACGCUUGUGUUGAAUGGACUC
Pteronotus mesoamericanus is the source of this 2110-nucleotide messenger RNA. RefSeq names its product atonal bHLH transcription factor 8 (gene ATOH8). Gene Ontology annotation, cellular component: nucleus. The transcript is spliced from 3 exons. Lineage: Eukaryota; Metazoa; Chordata; Mammalia; Chiroptera; Mormoopidae. The coding region runs from base 132 to 1184 and encodes 350 amino acids. The record is from RefSeq and is a predicted model, not a curated record. Gene Ontology annotation, molecular function: E-box binding; protein dimerization activity; DNA-binding transcription factor activity, RNA polymerase II-specific. Gene Ontology annotation, biological process: sensory organ development; positive regulation of transcription by RNA polymerase II; axon development.